AUGAACGAAAAUUUUCAAUCCAUGAUUUCAAUCGUUGAACCAAUUACCCCUGAUGACUACGAUCCUGUGCAAAAUCAAGCGGUAAAUAAUGCGCAGAAGUUAAUCAAACCUCCAUUUCCACCCAUGAUCGAUCCUUGUGAUUUAAUCGUUUUGCGUCCAGAUGGUCAUGUUCCUAGAACUCCCAACGCCUUUAUAAUCUAUCGAAAAUUAUUCGUUAAAGCCGCAUCUAUUUACAAACAUAAUUUACCCAUGAGCAUUAUUUCUUCUAUAGCAUCUAAAUCAUGGGAACAAGAACCGGAUGAUGUCAAAGGAGAAUAUAAGAGAAUUGCAAAGGAAGCUUUUAAUUAUCGUAAUAAAUUAUUUCCUGGACUUAAGAGUGUAAGCAGGAGAAAUCGAUGGAGAACAAUUUUAUUUAAUAAGCCUUAUAUUCGCAAGAUUAGAAUACCUAAAUCUAGGAAAUCUAUCAAUAAUAAGCACACGAAACCAAAACAACCCAAAUCACCAAUUACAUCUACUUCGAAACUUGAAAUUGGUGGUUUAAACGAAAUUAGUUCACCGACCCUUAAUUUGUAUGUAGACUGGACCAAUCAAGAUAUUCCAAUAGUUUCAAGUCCCAACUUAUCAGCACAACAACAAUUAAAUUUGUCACGAAUUGAUAACAACAUUGCAUGUGACAACCAUUUAUUCGUUGAUGAAUUUGGAGCUUCGGCUUUCCCUGAAGAUAAUUUAUUUGAGAUCUUUGAUUUUCAAAACACGAUCUCUUUGGAUCGUUUAUGA
Messenger RNA from Cetraspora pellucida, 777 nucleotides. NCBI's taxonomy places the organism in Eukaryota, Fungi, Glomeromycota, Glomeromycetes, Diversisporales, Gigasporaceae. The record is from the annotation of a GenBank genome assembly.